CUUGCUUGAUUGCUUCACCGUGGUCCGUGGAUUAUCGACGAUUACAGAGAUCAAUGAAGGUAGCGCCGAAGAUACUGUUCCUUUUCAGAGAUCCAGAGGGGUUCAGCGCUGCCAUCGCGGACGCAAUCUUCCCUAACCCUAACUCUUCUCUUCGCCGACUAGAAGAGCAUUUUGAGCUGUCAUUGGAACACUACGGUGUCAAAGAUCGGAAGGCAUGUGGAGACUUCUUCCACUUUGUCGAUGAUAAGGGUGUUUAUCAGGUGUCACUGCUGCUUCUGGAAAAGUAUGAGACUCCAGUAUUGGUGUGUGCCAUGAAUGAGGUUCUGGUACAAAUUGUAGCAGAAACAUCAACACUGCUUCCCACUCUGGUUGUUCCAUUUAUAUUGGCCUCCUCAAAGCUUAAGUUCGAAAAUAUAACACUAGCAAAUGGUAGUGAUGUUAAGCUUUAUGGUGUACAAAUAGGUCCUGAAACUGAUAGCAGUCAAAUCAUUGGUACGAGAACCCAAAAGGCACCAUCGUCCUUGCAGAUUCACUACGAACCUCUGGCCUGCUUUCUUCAGUUGGUCCGUGUCUUGAAAUUUCAAACCUCUGUUAUUAUUGGGCAAAGACAUGGAAGUUCUGACAAAUCCAUUGGCAAAGAACUUGAGGUACUGUAUGAGAUAGGUGAAAUUGUGGCAGACACCACAUCCUUGUGCUUCUUGAGAGACAUGGUUACUUGGAAUCCUGCUAAGAAAUUGAAGGAUGGUGAAGAACCAUGGCGUGCGCUAUAUGGUUGAGUAUAAGUGUAAUGAACAUUAGAAAAUAGUGUAACCUGUCUUUUUUUUAACAGAAAUUCAGGGCUAUGUAAUGCUUUUCUGAAUUUCGUAGGAUAAUAGAUUGGUUGGACGAUGAUCAUUUCUGUUCUUCCAGUAAAUUCUGAAUGGGAUUGUUUUCAUGGCAAUAUACAUCCAUUAAUCUGUUAUUUCA
Tripterygium wilfordii is the source of this 966-nucleotide messenger RNA. RefSeq lists its product as uncharacterized. Bases 54 to 776 code for a protein of 240 amino acids. NCBI's taxonomy places the organism in Eukaryota, Viridiplantae, Streptophyta, Magnoliopsida, Celastrales, Celastraceae. The transcript has 4 exons. The record is from RefSeq and is a predicted model, not a curated record.